AUGGCGGCUCCUCUGGUUCGGAUUUUGUCAAGGUCCUGCAGUCAGCGGUGUCCUGUCAGAGCCCUGCAGAGCGGAGGAUGGAGACUCAGAUCCACCAGCUCCGCUCCAGACCUGUACUCUGACCAAAGUCCUGUGGUCUCCUUCCCUCCUCUGCAGACGUACUCCGAGGAGGAGGCCAUGAUGAGGGACGCAGUGAAAAAGUACGCUCAGGAACGCAUUGCUCCGUUUGUGUCCAAGAUGGAUGAAGCGUCGCACAUGGACGACGAGGUCAUCCAGUCGCUGUUCGAACAAGGAUUGAUGGGCGUUGAGAUCGACCCGGACUACGGCGGCACCGGCUCCACUUUCUUCUCGUCCAUCCUGGUCAUCGAGGAGCUGGCGAAGGUCGACCCAUCAGUGGCCGUUCUGUGUGACAUCCAGAACACGCUCAUCAACACACUGCUGUCCAAACUGGGGACCGCGCACCAGAAGAGCACCUACCUCAGCCGCCUCUCCACCGACAUGGUUGGUAGUUUCUGUCUGUCUGAGGCAGAGUCCGGCAGCAACGCCUUCGCCCUGAAAACCAGAGCAGAGAAACACGGAGACUUUUACACUAUCAACGGCUCCAAGAUGUGGAUCAGCAACGCGGAGCACGCAGGGGUCUUCCUGGUCAUGGCCAACGUGGACCCUUCUGCUGGCUACAGAGGCAUCACCUGCUUCAUCGUGGACAGAGACACAGACGGACUGGAGAUCGGCAAAAAGGAAAACAAACUGGGACUUCGAGCCUCCUCCACGUGUCCACUCAACUUCGACAACGUCAAGGUGCCUGAGAAGAACAUUCUGGGUCAGAUCGGUCACGGAUACAAAUACGCCAUCGGGAUGUUGAAUGAGGGCCGCAUCGGGAUCGCAGCACAGAUGCUGGGCCUGGCUCAGGGCUGCUUCGACAACACCAUCCCGUACACGCGGCAGAGGGUCCAGUUUGGGAAACGAAUUUUUGACUUUCAGGGCAUGCAGCACCAGAUCGCACACGUAGCCACUCAGAUCGAAGCGGCUCGACUUCUCACCUACAACGCUGCUCGACUCAAAGAAGCAGGACGUCCUUUCAUCAAAGAGGCCUGUAUGGCAAAGUACUUCACUGCUGAGGUGGCGACGCUAACCACCUCCAAGUGCAUCGAGUGGAUGGGAGGCGUGGGCUUCACCAAAGACUAUCCCAUCGAGAAGUACUACAGAGACUGCAAAAUAGGAACUAUUUACGAAGGCACCACCAACAUCCAGCUCUCCACGAUGGCCAAGUUUAUCGACAAAGAGUUCGACCAAUGA
Knipowitschia caucasica is the source of this 1296-nucleotide messenger RNA. NCBI's taxonomy places the organism in Eukaryota, Metazoa, Chordata, Actinopteri, Gobiiformes, Gobiidae. The record is from the annotation of a GenBank genome assembly.